Molecule: messenger RNA, 6300 nt
Organism: Microcebus murinus (gray mouse lemur)
Lineage: Eukaryota; Metazoa; Chordata; Mammalia; Primates; Cheirogaleidae
Gene: ESPNL
Product: espin like
Biological process (GO): actin filament bundle assembly
Cellular component (GO): cytoplasm
Molecular function (GO): actin filament binding
Source: RefSeq, a predicted model, not a curated record
GGUCGAGCUCGAGUCACAUCUCUGGGAGCCCCUAGAAAACGGGUCCCCAGUCUGCAGCUUCCUGCAGAGGAAGAGCUUCCUGCCGUGGUGGCCCCGAGUCCCCAGCAGAGACUCUGCGGCAUCCAGACCCCUGGGAACGACCUGGAGAGGAGCUCGCAGCUGGGAAAUGCGUUUGGGACUUUUGGCCGCAGCACGAGACUGGGUCGCUGGGCUGGAGAGUGGCCGAGGCUGGAGCUGCGGGACCCUCGUCCUCACGCUGGAGCCUUCGCGCCGGCACAGCUGGGCUCUCCCAGGGUCGGGCCUGUGCCCACCGCAGGCCCCACCGGGCCACCAGCUUCCCCGGAGGUUCACAGGAGCCUCCAGGGCCAAGGGCCACCGGAGGGCCGGGUUCCGGGCACGGAUGGCCCAGGGGCCGUCUGCUGUCUGGUGGGCACGUAGCCCAAACAUGGCGACCCUGGUGUGGUGCUCUUUCCAAACACGGCGGGGCUGGCCUGUGGGACGGAGGGAGCAGUCUCCCAGGGACCCGUCCCCCCGGGGCUCAGUGACGAAUGACGGCACCCAUCCUUGCCCUCCGCAGGUGAGUGGCGGUCCCUCUGCUGACCGGCGCCCACCGCUGGCUGACCCCUCGCAGGCCCUGCGACCUGCACCCCGCCCCCGCUGCCCGGCUGGGCCCUUCCGCUGUGGGAGUGGCUUGGGCAGGGCUGCGAGGGCGUCCCCAAGGCCUCAGCCUGCCGCCUCCCAUCUGCCCUGCGUGCUGCUUAUCAGGUAACCGGAGCCGCAGCCUCGUCCACGCCUGAAACGGGAGGCCCGGCCUGCGCACGAGCCGCCAGAGUGGCCGGAGGAUGGAUGCGCAGCGGGCGCUCGCGGCCGCCAAGGCCGGGGACGUGGCCACCCUGGAGCAGCUGCUGGAGGCCGGCGUCCUGGGCCCGGGCAUCACUGAUGCCCUGGGGGCUGGCCUGGUGCACCACGCCGCUCGGGCCGGCCACCUGGACUGCGUCAGGUUCCUGGUGCAGCGGGCCAGGCUGCCCGGCAACCAGCGGGCCCACAACGGGGCCACUCCGGCGCACGAUGCCGCCGCCACAGGCAGCCUGGCCGAGCUGUGCUGGCUCGUCCGCGACGGGGGCUGCGGCCUGCAGGACCAAGAUGCCUCGGGCGUGUCCCCGCUGCACCUGGCCGCCCGCUUCGGGCACCCUGUGCUGGUGGAGUGGCUGCUCCACGAGGGCCACUCGGCCACGCUGGAGACCCGGGAGGGCGCCUUGCCGCUGCACCACGCCGCCGUCAGUGGGGACCUGACCUGCCUGAAGCUGCUGGCGGCCGCCCACAGCAGCGGCGUGAACCGGCGGACACGCAGCGGUGCCUCCCCACUCUACCUGGCCUGCCAGGAGGGCCACCUGCACCUGGCACAGUUCCUGGUGAAGGACUGCGGCGCCGACGUGCACCUGCGCGCCCUGGACGGCAUGAGUGCCCUGCACGCCGCUGCCGCCCGGGGCCACUACUCGCUCGUCGUCUGGCUGGUCACGUUCACCGACGUCGGCCUGACGGCGCGGGACAGCGAGGGCGCCACGGCCCUGCACUUCGCAGCCCGAGGAGGCCACACACCCAUCCUCGACCGGCUCCUGCUGAUGGGGGCCCCCAUCCUGAGGGACGCCUGGGGCGGCACCCCCCUGCACGACGCGGCAGAGCACGGGCAGAUGGAGUGCUGCCAGACCCUGGUCUCCCACCACGUGGACCCCUCCCUGCGGGACGAAGACGGUUACACGGCAGCGGACCUGGCGGAGUAUCACGGACACCGGGACUGUGCCCAGUACCUGCGGGAGAUGGCCAGGCCGGUGCCACUCCUGAUGACGCCCCCGCCACCGCCGUUCCCUCCUCCCCCACUGUCAGCCGCCGGGCACUCCCCGGAGGACGGAAGGAGAGGGGGCUCGGGGCUCUCGCAGCCCACCCCCAGGGCUCUCAGCCCCACCUGGCCCGGCAAGCCCGACCAGCCACCGCCCGGGGAGCAGAGGACCUGCCCAGCGCCACCCAGUGUCUCCGCCAGGGCCACAGCGGCCCCCACGGCUGCGGAGAUGGCCGUGGCGGGGGACGGCCCGGACGGCCUGGCCGCGCUGCAGCUGGACGGGCUGCCCCCGGGCGACCUGGACGGGCUGGUGCCCACACGGGACGAGUGCGGCCGGCCCAUCCCCGAGUGGAAGCGGCAGGUGAUGGUGCGCAAGCUGCAGGCGCGCCUGGGCCAGGACCCGGCUCCCGAGGCCCAGGACGGCGGCUGGGGCCCGGGGCCCGGGGAGCAGGCGGCCUGGCGGUACUCCCAGACGCACCAGGCCAUCCUGGGCCCCUUCGGGGAGCUGCUGACGGAGGACGACCUGGUGUACCUGGAGAAGCAGAUCGCAGACCUGCAGCUGCGGCGGCGCUGCCAGGAGUACGAGAGCCAGCUGGGCCGGCUGGCGGCUGAGCUGCAGGCCCUGCUGCCCGAGCCCCUGGUCAGCAUCACCGUCAACAGCCACUUCCUGCCCCGGGCGCCCGCCGAGGCCGAGGAGGCCGCGGCCCCGGAGGCCGAGCCGCCGCUGCGCAGAGGCCUCGCGGGCGGCGCCGGCGGCAGCCUGCCCUUCUGGUGCGGCCACAUCGCCCGGCUGGUGCGCAGCCUGUCGCUGCUGCUGAAGGGCGUGGACGGGCUGGUGCAGGCGGAGGAGGGGCCGGCGCCCCUGCGCCCCCACGCCUGCGGGGAGGCCCCGGCCAGCCCCCCUGGCAGCGAGGCCCAGCGCGAGAUCCGGGAGUGGGGCGUGUCCGUGCGGACGCUGCGGGGCAACUUCGAGGCGGCCCCCCGCCUGCCCUGCGGCCCCGGCCCCUGCGAGCCGGGCGCCCGGCCCGGGCACUGUCUGAGUGGCUGCUGGCCGGCGCCCCCGCAGCCCUGCAGCAGCGUGACCGCAGGGGGGCCCGCGCCCGGCGACGCGGAGGAGGCCAGCGACUCGGGCAUCAGCUGCGAGGAGGCCCCGUCGGAGGCCGGCCCCGCGCCCGGCCCAGAACCCGCGCCCGGCCCGGACCCCGCCAGCCUGCGCAAGGAGCGCAUCGUCACUCUCUUCCUCGGCCACUGGAAGAAGUCGGCCUGCACGCCGGCCCUCAAGGCGGCGGCCUGCCGGACGCUAGAGGCCCGCCGCGGGGGGCCACGGGCGCAGGACGCAGCCGGGAGCCCCGGGCUGCCGCCCAGACGCCAGGAGUCCUCGCCCCUGUGGCAGCAGCGCAGCAUCAUCUCCCACCUGCUGGGCAACUGGAAGACCAUCCUGGCGCACGUGCCCGCCCGCCAGCUGCGGCGGCUGAGCCGGCGGCCCCCGGGGCCCCUGUCCCCCGAGCAGUUCCUGCCCCACGUGGCCGGGGCCCCCGUGCCCUACAGCAGCCUCUCACUGGACCUCUUCAUGCUGGGCUACUUCCAGCUCCUCGAGUGCGACCUGCCGGCCGAGGAGCGCAGGAUGCGCCACCUGCUCUGCUUCGAGGUCUUCGAGCACCUGGGCGCCCACGGCUGGGAGGCCGUGCGCGCCUUCCACAAGGCCGUGACCGACGACGUGGCCGCCGGCCGCCGCGCCUGGACCGACGGCUUUGAGGACAUCAAGGCCCGCUUCUUUGGCUCCAGCCAGGGCCCCGCCUGGGACGCCGAGCCCGGCCGCAAGUCGGGGCUGACCCCACUGGGGCCCCUGCCCCACGCCGCCGGCCCCGGCAGCGGCCCCCGGCCCACGGCGGCGCGGCGGCCGGCGCCCGGCUCCCCACGGGGCAGUUUCAACAGCGAGGACAUCUGCGGCUACAUCGACCGGAGCUUCGCCUUCUGGAAGGAGAAAGAAGCCGAGAUGUUCAGCUUUGGAGAGUGACCCGCCGCGGGGGUGGGCUGGGGGCGUGUUGGGUCUCUCUCUCCUCUCCCCUGCGCCGGGCCGGCGAGCCUGGCGGACCCUGUGUCACCCUCCCGCCCCGCCCGUUGCCAGCGUUACUUGCCAGCGUUACCCGCCCCUUCUCCCGCCUGCGUCUCCAAGAGCCCCUCACCCUGCACUGGGGGCCCCUCCCGGUCGCCGAGAUGGGGGGAAGGGCGCCCACCCGGCUCCAGGCAGCGGCUCCCGGCCUCCUGCCCUGCUGGACACCCCUGUGGAGCUGGCGGUGGGCACGAGUCUGCUAAACAGAGCUCCCCGUCCCCGCCGCCCACCUCCUGCGCUUGCCCUGCCCCAGCCCCUGGGCAGCGCCGGUGCCCACAGGGCCGGUCCUCACCCCAGCACCAGGGCGAAGCGUCCUGUCCUCCUGCACACGGGCGCACGCUGCCCUGCCCACUCCUGGGUCGCGGUGAGGGUGCACUGGGCCGGGGGGAGUGUCUGUCCCGGGCGUCACCCUUGUCUCACACGCACCAGCCCAGGGUGCCGCUGGCAGCGGGGAGCACCAGGGGGAGCACUCCGGAGGCUGUCUCUCGGGACGGGGCCUGGCUCUUGGGUCCAACACGCAGCCAGCAGGGACAGGCAGGGCUGGUCCCUGCCCUGCGCCGGCUGGCAGGAGGCACGGGCGGAGGGCAGGUCUGGGCUGGGCCACGGUGGGUGGUGUGGGGAGGUCGGACACUCUGGUGUUUCCCAUCCCGCAUGUGCCCCUUGCUGACUGUGCAGCUCUAAGGGCCUAACGGGUGUGGGGGUGCGGCACACACUGAGCCCCCCGUCACUCCCUGCCCGAGUGUUCAGGGCACCCCUGGCUCGGGUCGCCCCUGCCCACUCACUGUGGCCUCAGGCAAAGUCUCUCCAUGGCAGCUGGGCCUUGGUUUCCCAGCUGAGGGGCUGGAUCAAGGCCAGGAGGGGCACCCCACAAGCGCCUGGGGUUCCCGGAGGACCUGGGGUGGGCUGCCCAGUGAGGGGUGAGGCGGGGGCUCAAAUCUAGGCUCGUGGCCCAGAGGAGGGAGGGGACAUCUCUGCUGGGGUGCUCCUGGCUGACCCCAAGUGGCCUCCUGCAGACACCCUGCUUCUGAGGGGCACACCGGGAUGGGGCUGGGAACCCUGGCCCCGGCAGCUCACCUGCGUCCCCAGAGCAGGCAGGGGCUGGCCCUGGCAGGCACACUCGCAGCAGCAAGGCCUAGUUGGUGCCUAGAAAGCUGUUGUCCAGUUGGCAAGAAACGCAGAGGCCCCCCGAGCCCCUGUCUGUGCACCCCGGGGGGCUGCAGACGUCGGCGAGGCGGCCAGACCCGGAACACAGGUGCGAAACCCAGGGGCUUCCCGGUGACCCAAACCGCACGAGCCCAUCUCCCCAGCCUGGUGUGCAGGAGGAGGACGCAGAGGAGCAGGACACUGUAGGACACUGCAGCAAGGACAGCAAAGGACCUCUGUCCCCACCUCCGUCCUCGCGACUGGAAUAAGCACGUGAAGGUGUGAGUUCCCUGCACGUCAGCGUGCAGGGUGACGCGAAACCCAGCUCUUUGGUGUGGUGGUGGUUGUCUCUAAAGUUCAUUCGAAAGAAACAACGGACGAAGCCCACUGCAGCGGCCAGGCUGCAAGGAGGACACCAGUGACCCUGCCUCCUGGCAGACGCGGCACACACCCCGAAACGCACACGCACACACACGCAGUACCACGGAGCACGGCAGAAGCCACGGGUGUCACACGGCUGUAACAGACGCUGUGGCUCCAUCUCUGUCACCCUCCCCGUCGCUCACAGCCGGGGCAGACUUACAGCCUUACCCAGGGCCCCACGGCGGCCCGGCCCAGGCCACCCUCCGGGCGACCGCACCUGGGGCGACCGCUCGCGCAGCCCCGGAGACAUCCUGAGGAGGAACCGCCCCUCACACGCGCCCCGCCGCGCGAAACCGCGAGGUCGUGGACGUGGGUGUUCUAGACAGUAGACGCGGGGCGAUUUGUUACGCGGCGAUGGGUACAGUAGACAAGUGCAGACAGAAGCGUGAGGAACAGGGGCUCACGGCUCAGACGCGAGGCAGAAUCGCAGAGCAGCGGGCCGUCCGACGCAGCGUCCCGACCCGAGGGGUCGCUCAGGCGAGCACAGCGAGGCCAGCUCUGCGUGCACAACGCUGCCCAGAGGACGCUGCGGCGGCAGGUCCCCAGGAGGGGUGUCGGUGACGGAGCGGGCAGCCUGGGCAAGCUCUUCCAAAAGGAAAGAGGAUGGCCUUACGGGCCCCCAUGCCCCAAGUAACUCCCAGCUGCAGUAAGAGCUGCUGUGUGCAGGGGAGGACACGGGGCCCCAGGGAGGACGGAGAGUUUCAGGGGAGGACACGGGGCCCCAGGAAGGAUGCAGAGUCCCAGGGGAGGACGAGGGGCCCCAGGGAGGAUGCAGAGUCCCAGG